GUGACGUAAGCACCUACGUAGCCUGACGUGAUGUAUGAAGUUUAAUCACGCCAUUACGCCACCGCGGUUUAAUCUCGUCAGACCAAAAACAGUAUAAAUACGGAUUCAGGGUCUCUGUUCAGGCAUAACACAUCUUUUUGUGCAAUUUUAUUCUUUGGUGAGUACACACAUCGUUAUAAUAUACUUACGAGAACGAAUACAAUUUAUUUUCUAUUCGGUUAAUUUUAUUAUUGUUUUUUUUUUUAUUCCUGUUUGUAGUCUUCACUUCGUUUCACGAAAACAAAACCAAAUAUCAAAAAUGGGCGCUGAAAAGGUAUCCAUGAACAUCGUUGUCGUCGGACAAGUCCAAUCUGCCAAGGCCAUCAAAACCGUCGCCAAGGCCACCCCAGCCACCAGCCAAUUGAUGGUAAGUCUAUUCACCAUUACUGUUUUAAUAUUCAUACUUAUCAAUUAUUACUUAAACACGUUAAUUUCUUGUCGUUUUUCAUUAAAGCGAUGGUAAUAAUGUAUUUUAUAAUCGGCUUUUUUUUCGACAAGUACUUAAACAAUUUUAUUAAAAGAUAAAAACCGUUUAACGUUUGUUUCAUAUAUAUUUUUCAAAUAUUCAUUUAAACGAUUUUCCCCUAGAAUUACAUUUUAGUAGGAAUGAUAUUUUUUUGUAACCCGAUGUCCAUACAAGGUGUUUUAAAUAAAUUUUUGGUGAAUUUAAAAAAUGUCCCUAAAUCUCUUUAAUAAUAUCGUAAAAUAAAUGAAUAACAAAAUGUAUUGGUAAUCGAACAUAAUUCUCAAAUUUAUUAAGACAAGAAUAAUUUAUCGAAUUUUAUAUAAUAUUUCAACGUUUUGAAUAUUUUCUUUUUUCUUUUUCUUUGCAUACUAUUUUUGAUAGGUACUUAUACAGUAAUUGGCAAUUUAUGAAUAUUAUACCUAACUAACAUAAAUCUUCUUGUCUCAUAUGAUUUAUUUAUUUAUUUUGUUGUUUUUUUUCAGACCUGUUAAUUUCAUGUAGUUCAUACAUUGCAAACUCAAAAACGCCAUAGUCCAAACAAUGCGCAUUAUGUAUAUAAUUAAUAAUAUGUAUAAUAUGUAUUGACACCUCAAAAUAAACCAGUCUACUCCGUUAUUUCAUGUUUUUUUUUAAA
Messenger RNA from Cinara cedri, 1139 nucleotides. The record is from the annotation of a GenBank genome assembly. Lineage: Eukaryota; Metazoa; Arthropoda; Insecta; Hemiptera; Aphididae.